CUCGUCCCCUUGCCGCCGCUUGCUGCUCGAUUCCGCGUCCCGGCUUCGGCUUCGCCGAGCUUCGCCUCAGUUGGGUUGGGUGCUGUCCCGCUGCUCGACGCGCGUUGCAGUGUAGCGGAGUCCGGGCUGCGACGCCCCACGGCCCCAACCAACCGGUCCAUCUCGGCUGCUGCAAGGCUUCUGCAGAUCGCGGAGCCCACGCGCUCCAGCGCUCCGCGCCAUGGCGACGCUCAGGAGAGCAAGCCUUCUGCUGACGGGCCGGUCCGCGCCGGGCGGCGCCCGCCAUGUUUCGUCCCUGCCCAACAUGCCGGCCUGCUCCCACGUCCCCAAGCCCUACAUGGGUCCCAGUUACGACGAGAUGGUCCGCACCCGGGACGCGCACUUGGUGCCGUGCCUCAAGUCGUACUACAAGAAGCCGCUGCUCAUGACGGAGGGGCACAUGCAGUGGCUGUUCGACCACACGGGGCGCCGCUACCUCGACCUCUUCGGCGGCAUCGUCACAGUCAGUGUGGGGCAUUGCCACCCGAAGGUGACUGCGGCGGCGACGGAGCAGAUGAACACGCUGUGGCACACCACGGCCAUCUACAUGCACCCCAAGAUCCAGGAGUACGCCAAGAGACUGACCGACAAGAUGCCCGGAGACCUCAAGGUGGUGUACUUCGUCAACAGCGGCUCCGAGGCCAACGACCUGGCCAUGCUGCUGGCGCGGCUCUACACCAAGCAGUUCGACAUCAUCUCGUUCCGCAACGGCUACCACGGCAUGAGCCCCUACGUCAUGGGCAUCACGGCGCACUCCACGUGGCGCUUUGACGUGCCCGUCGCGCAGGGCGUGCACCACGCCAUGAACCCCGACCCCUACCAAGGGCUUUGGGGCGGCAAGCACUGCCGGGAUUCGCCCGUGCAGACGACGCGGGACUGCAGCUGCGCGCCCAACGAGUGCGAGGCCGCCGACAAGUACUACACGCAGCUGGAGGAGGUGUUCAAGUACUCGCUGCCCAGGGGCAAGGUGGCCGGGCUGUUCGCCGAGUCCAUCCAGGGGGUGGGCGGCACCGUGCAGUUCCCGAAGGGCUUCCUGAAGAAGGCGUACGAGUUGGUGAGGAUCAACGGUGGCCUCUGCAUCGCGGACGAGGUGCAGACGGGCUUCGGCCGGACCGGCGAGCACUUCUGGGGCUUCGAGGGCCACGGCGUGCGGCCCGACAUCGUCACCAUGGCCAAGGGCAUCGGCAACGGCUUCCCCCUCGCCGCCGUGGUCACGACGCCCGCCGUGGCCGAGUCCCUGGGCCAGGCCCUGCACUUCAACACGUUCGGCGGCAACCCGGUGGCCUGCGCCGUGGGCAUGGCCGUGCUGGACGUCAUCCAGGAGGAGCGUCUGCAGCAGAACAGCCAGGUGGUCGGAACCUACUUCCUCCAGGAGCUGGCCCGCCUCCGCGACCAGUUCCCCUGCGUCGGUGACGUCCGCGGGAAGGGCCUGAUGAUCGGCGUAGAGAUGGUCAACGACCCCGUCACCAAGGCCCCCAUGAACAACAAGCACUUCAUCGACCUGUGGGAGGACUGCAAGAACAUGGGCGUGCUGCUCGGCAGGGGUGCUCUCAACGGCAACGUGUUGAGAAUCAAGCCGCCCAUGUGCAUCACCAAAGAGGACGUAGACUUCGGGGUGGCCGUGCUCCGCAAGGCGCUCCAAACCCACACCGAGAAAACCAAGCGACAGCCGGGCUCGUCGUAGGCAGCACUCACAUUUUGUACAAAUAUGUCCCUGUAAAUAAAUCUCCCAACAUUAUUUUUUUU
This is a messenger RNA of Thrips palmi, 1785 nucleotides long. Its product is annotated as alanine--glyoxylate aminotransferase 2, mitochondrial. NCBI's taxonomy places the organism in Eukaryota, Metazoa, Arthropoda, Insecta, Thysanoptera, Thripidae. The record is from RefSeq and is a predicted model, not a curated record. Gene Ontology annotation, cellular component: mitochondrion. The transcript is spliced from 10 exons. Bases 221 to 1723 code for a protein of 500 amino acids. Gene Ontology annotation, biological process: glyoxylate catabolic process. Gene Ontology annotation, molecular function: pyridoxal phosphate binding; L-alanine:glyoxylate transaminase activity.